Messenger RNA from Pocillopora damicornis (cauliflower coral), 4697 nucleotides. RefSeq lists its product as uncharacterized. Gene Ontology annotation, molecular function: extracellular matrix structural constituent. NCBI's taxonomy places the organism in Eukaryota, Metazoa, Cnidaria, Anthozoa, Scleractinia, Pocilloporidae. Gene Ontology annotation, biological process: tissue development; animal organ morphogenesis; axon guidance. Gene Ontology annotation, cellular component: basement membrane. The record is from RefSeq and is a predicted model, not a curated record.
AGCGACAUAUUACCCAACUUUGUAUCACACCUAUGUUGAGCUGGAGAGAGCGGUGUUGACAUCCAAUACUAAAAUCCGGGUUCCGAUAGCGGCUGAUGAUGAUGUCUUUCCAUCUUUCUCUGGAGUUGGUUACGCAAUUUUCCCACCAUAUAAGGAGUACGCAGUUGUUGUGGCCAUCCCCAAGACAAGUAAAUAUCACGUCAUCUUUCACUACGCGCUCAGAAAUAACCAACGUUCCUCUGCGAAAGUGGAGCUAUAUCUAAGAGGCUCGUUGCUUAAACCAUACAACUUUGAGGUACAGUUUCCCCCACGGAAUCCAAAUGAACAACAAACCAAGAACUUAAGACUUACCGUAAAUAAAAGAGGUGUAAACAAAGAGUUUGAGUUGGAUAAAGGUGCUUGGACUGUUGCUAUAACAUCCCACAGCACAAUGUUGUUGUUGGAUUACAUUGUAUUUUUACCACAAGAUUAUUACAACGCAGACCUUCUCAAUGACGUGCAAUCAGGACCAUGUAUGCUGCGGACCUCCAAACCGGAGGGCUGUGAUAUGUAUACAUAUUAUGACCCUAGAAGUCCAUCAAUCGUCACUGUGUCUGGGAACCGUGCUUACACGCACCCAUUCAGAAGGCAGGCCUAUUUAUUCACAGAUACACUAUACUACCUAGAUGAACCCAAACUCUCUAAUAUGGCCUUGCUGGGAGAAAGUCAGCCUAUCCUAGGUUUCGACAUCACAGUACCAGAGUCUGGGCCUUACGUUGUCAUGGCCACUUACGUCCAUCCGGAGAGAUUCAUUCACCGAGUAUCCAUCACAAUAGGUAACCAGCGAGGGACGAUGGAGAUUCUGCCAUGCAAAUACCAGUUUUUAUGCCGCCAGUUUGCUAUGGAUGGCAACAAGCGCCCUAAGAACUAUGAGCUUAAGGCCAGACAGACCAUUGGGAUUAAAAUUGAAAGCUCUGCAUCUGCUAAGAUCGGCGUGAGUUCUGUCACCGUCAUACCUCAAGCAAAGUGGAACAUACAGUACAUCGAACCCAGGCUUCUUUGCAGAAUGGUCAAUAAAACAUGCUUUCCUGCCACUUAUCCAAUACCUGAGAACGCAUUUCAGCUGGUUGCAUUUUCUCACCGGACUAAAGAUAAGAUGACAUCAAUUUUCAACGGGGCUGUCAAGGCCUUUGUGUCGUACCGCAUAAUCAUACACUAUCGACAGUCUAACAGUCUAUCUAAGAAAGUUGAAGAACUAUCGAUUACUAGCCACCAAAAGCCGAAUAUUCCCGUAACGUUCCACUACUGUCCUGCCGAUCCCGGCUGCCGUGUCGUCGUCGGGGAAGAGGAAGCCUUAAAGUUCGUGUUCAACCGAGGGAUUUUCACUGCCACGAUACAACACGAGAGGCGAACUCUACUGUCGUAUCUACUUCUCGUGCCUCAAAACGUCUACUCCACAAGCCUUCUUGAGCUACAGUCUAGCGACAAAGUUACUGAAUUUUUGCAAAGUUGUGGUAAAGACCAUUUCCAUAUAAACCCAGUUCGCGGGCGACAGUGUCGGCAGGAUGUGUUCUCUUUGACGAUGCGUUUCAUAGGAGGUCCUUUACGAUGCACGUGCAACGUUUUGGGCUCAAGGUCCUCGGUCUGUGAGGAGUUUGGUGGGCAGUGCUUGUGCCGGACCAAUGUGGUGGGUAGGAAGUGUGACAGAUGUAAGCUUGGUCACGCUGGAUUCCCACGCUGUAGACGGUGUGGCUGCCACAUGGUGGGAUCAGUUUCUCCUACUUGUAGUACAAACGGACGGUGCCGCUGCAAGCCUGGAUUUGGAGGAUACAAGUGCGACAGAUGUAUAUCUUCCACUUAUUAUGGAUUCCCAAAUUGCAAGCCUUGCGCUUGCAACACUCGUGGCUCAUUAAGCACUUUCUGUCGCUCAAGAGAUGGCCAAUGUCAGUGCAGGCGAAAUUUCAAUGGAAAGAAAUGCAACGAGUGCAGAAUUGGCUAUUAUGAUUUUCCAAGCUGUAAGAAGUGUAGCUGUGAACCAGCUGGAAUCAAAUUACUCCCUGGUGAAAAGAAUGGAUGUGGAUCUGUCGAUAAUACUAACUGCAGGUGCAAAGAUAACGUGAUGGGUGACAAGUGUGACAGCUGCAAACCGUUCCACUUUAAUCUUCGUAUAAAUAACCCUUUGGGUUGUCAGUCAUGUGGCUGCAACACUAAUGGAUCUUUGGGAUUGAUCAAAACGUGUCACGAGACCACUGGACAGUGCCUCUGUAAGAGUCACGUAACUGGUCGCCAAUGUGACCAAUGCAAAGAAGGCUAUUACAGCAUCGAAGGACCAAAUGCAUUCGGCUGUAAACGUUGCUCAUGUAAUGCUGGUGGCUCUCUUAGCACAUCUUGUAACGAAAUCACAGGACAGUGCCCAUGCUUGCCGGGUAUCGGUGGAAACCAGUGUGACAGGGUUAAGUCUGAUGACUAUUACUACCCCACACUUCAUCAAUAUAAAGUCGAGUUAGAAGAUGCGGUCUCCACUGACAAUGGCAGAUCAGCUUACUCCAGAUACGACGAGAGUGAAUUUCCGGGAUUUUCAUGGCGAGGUUACGCAGUUUUCUCGCAGUCUCAGACAUCUAUAUAUAUGAUGAUUGAUGUUCCUCGAACAAGUAAAUACCAACUGGUAUUCUAUUACUUAUUGGCCCGAUACGCCACCGUGACGGCCUUAGUGAGAUUUACUCCGACAGUGAACUCAGCUCUAUUUCCAUCAGGCUCUGCGACAGAGCAGACGCUGGAUGUCCGAUUCCGAGCAACAUCCAAUUGGUUCUACCGCUCAGCUGACUUCCUUGUGGUCAGAGACACUUGGGGAGACCCACAGCAAAUUAUGCUGAGUCAGGGAAAAUGGAAAUUUACGAUGUCGGCCUCCGCUACUGAUCUUUUCGUGGACUACAUGGUGCUACUACCAGAGGAAUAUUACAAACCGAAGAACCUCAAAGUUAACGUCUUUAGUCCUUGUAAACUUAGAGGGGACGAUAGCCAUUGCUCUCACUUAGCCUUCCCCAGCCUCAAACAAGACGGGUUUGUGACUAUCCAAGCAGAGGACAGUUCGGUUGUUGGUGGCGUACGAAGAAACCGACGAGUAACGGAUAUUCCCUUCCAUGGGCUUAUUCUGACUGGCUCUAGGAAUGAAAUGUCCUUCAGUUUACCGUCUAAAGUGCAAGGCCAGUUUGUCCUGUUGGCCAGCUAUUUCCACGAUUCUGAUAAAGAAGGAGUCUCAGCUCUGGUUGUUAAAACUGGCUCUGAAAUCUUAAGAGCGCAAAUGAGCAUUCUCUCCUGCAGAUAUCGUUUUGGCUGUCGACAAGUAGCCAUCGACAAGAACCAUGGUGUUGCUGUAUUCACAGCAAAUCAAAAGGAAGAAACCACCGUCAGUAUGACAACCUCGUUAACAAUCGCUUUGGACUUCAUUACUGCUGUUCCUCUCGCCAAAUGGAGCCAGAAGCUCUUGUUACCAGCAACACAGUGCAUCAGUAACGGUUUCUCGUGUGUACAGUCAACGUAUUUUACUCCGAAAGAUGCCGUUAAGGUAGAGGCUGAAGACAGGUUGAACGGUGGCGAUAAAGCCCCUUACUACAUCAUGGACAGGAGGGCUAGACUGAAGCACCUGAAAGUGGGAGAGAAAACUCUUCACAUCAAUGGAAGAGCGCGAACUGGUCGCUAUUACGUCAUUGUGCAUUUCUACCAGCCGAACUUCCUCUCCUUCCUGGGAAAAGUUGUCGUCAGUGGACAGAACGCUGCGUCCACGCUGCUGACGUUCAGCUACUGCCCUCACGUAUCGGGCUGCAGAGCCAUAGGUACCUCACAGUACAGGGAGGGUAUGCGUGAAUCUAUCUACAUUGGGCGACAGAAUGACAUACUUGUCAGUAUAGCUAUUCCUGAGGACAAAGGUGUAUGGAUUGAUUACGUGUUAUUGGUUCCAAUCUCGUCCUUCUCACCAUCCCUUCUGGAUAUAAAACCCAUCGAUAUCACGCAAGAUUUUAUACAGGACUGUGGACAACGCAGCUUUUUCUUGAAAGAAUCUACCUCACAAUUCUGCCUUCGCUCUGCAUUUAUCCUCACAACUCGAUUCAACAACGGUGCAUUAUCAUGCAACUGCGAUAGCCUGGGAGCUACAAAAACGAGCUGUCAGCCAUUCGGCGGACAGUGUGUGUGUCGACCUAACGUGAUUGGUCGAGCAUGCGACAAAUGUAGAAGCGGUUAUAGCGGGUUUCCUUACUGCAAGAGAUGAAAGACAUAUCAAGCGAUCGACAAACAAAUCGAGUUAUAUUUCCAGUAGCUAGUCAUACCCAUUAUUCUCACGGCUUUGGCGUAUUAUCAUUAAAAGAGAGAAUCGUACUAAGAAAUCGAGCUUCCCCUAUGGGCCUUAAUCCCGAGAGAACCCCUGUAAAGUUCUUUUUUGAGGAAUGAAGUCCAUAUGAGCAGUUAGUCUCUACGUCUAAUCUUCUCUUGAGCAUGCGCACCACUUUUGAUAUAGCGUAUCAAUUUCACAACGAAAGGCCACUUCGCAUACAAAACUUUAGGGCUGGCUCUUGACUCAUCGUGCUCAAACAAAAUUGCAUUGAAAUAUAAUGUUCUUCAUUUGUAUAUGUAUAGCGAUAUCUUCCCGUUUGGGGUCUAUCUUUGGAGAGUUAAAUAUAUAUCAAUUUUUUAAAAGAAAUAAAAAAGCUUUUCUAAGGUAA